AUGAGGCAUUUGUUGAUUAUAUUUUAUUCCUGGCAUCUCCUAUUUGGCAGUUUGUUACUGAUAAAGACAUCUGAUGCAGCUUAUCGUGUUGAUGCUCAUGAAAGAGCAAGGAGGAUGAUUUAUCAUCCCUCAGCUCCGUUUCAGCGGCAUCAUUUAGAUAAAGCUGAAGUAACAGUCAGAGAUCUUCUUGGUUUGAAAGAGUAUGAAGAAGUUGAAGAGUCAAACCGUAUCAAAACAGCUGAAGGCACAGAAGUUUUACGCUUACAAGAGAAGUUCUUAGGUGUCCCUGUUUUUGAUGCUUCAUUAACUGUUACAGAAGAUAAAGAUGGACAUUUGACUGGUGAUGUUAUGGACAUGCAAAACAGUUAUGAUGAAGUCUCUAAUAAUACAGAUCCUAUGUCUUAUGUUUGUGACGUUGGUUUUAAUGAUAGUGCCAAUGGAGCUAUAUCUCCUGCACUUGAUGCUUUCUAUUAUGGCAGUAUGGCGUCUCAGAUGUUUCAGGAAUGGUAUAAUAUUUCAAUACUAAAUAAACAAGCUAUAUUGCGUGUUCAUUAUGGAAAAUAUUAUGAAGAUGCAUUUUGGGAUGGGGAAUAUUGCACAUUUGGUGAUGGCCAUACACGCAUUUAUCCUUUAACAGAUGCUGAUAUUGUUGGGCAUGAACUUGCGCAUGGCUUCACAGAACAACACUCUGGAUUGCUUUACUUUAAUGAGUCUGGAUCUAUCAAUGAAGCUUUUUCUGAUAUAACAGGAGAAGUCACUGAAGCUUAUAUAGAUAAAAAUGAUUGGUUAAUUGGCUUCAACAUCAUGAAAGUUGAUAAAGCAUUGAGAUCUUUGGCAAACCCGUCCUUAGACAAAGUGUCUAUAAGUCGUGUAGAUAAAUUCAAUCAAGAAAUGGAUCCUCAUCAUGGAAGUGGGAUUUAUAAUUUUAUUUUUUACUACAUUGUACACAAUUUAAAAAUGGAUAUCAAGGAAGCUUACCAAGUUUUCCUUAUUGCCAAUAAAAUAUAUUGGCAUCCUCAUUCAGAUUUCACUUCUGGGGCUUGUGAUGUGUUGAAGGUUGCCUACGAUCUUGGGAAAGAUCUAACCCCCUUUAUUAAAUCCUAUGGGCUUGUGGGAAUUAAACCAUGCAAUGUAGAGAAACAUAUUCGAGGAUUGCCAUUUAACAAAACAGUCUCAGGUAUUACAGUGUCAGAGAAAGCAAACCCAGUCUUUGAUUUUGUUUAUCCAAGCUGGGCUGGGAAUAUUACAAUUACUGCCACUAGUAUGUGUGGCGAAGUUCAUAUUAAGGUAUCAAAGAGCAAUAUGCUAACAGAGGGGGAUGGUUCAGACCCAGUUACAUUGUUAGCUGAAGGCACAUCAGAACUGAAUUUGGGAAAGCCAGAUGGACAUAAUUUCUUUGUCAAAUUAUCUCCAGAAUCUACUGAAAAUUUAGAGAAUGUUAGCAUACGUGUUACUUAUGGCUGUGAUCCAUAUUUUAUUGGAGAGUCAGAUAUGGAAAAUAUGGUUCACACAUGGAUGUGUGAUGAGUAUUAUAAUGAAUAUUAUGAUGAGUAUUAUGAGCAUUAGAAAUAUAACUAGAUAUUUAUAUACUGGUUUCAAUAAUAAAUGAUAUUUUCUUU
Molecule: messenger RNA, 1619 nt
Organism: Octopus bimaculoides (California two-spot octopus)
Lineage: Eukaryota; Metazoa; Mollusca; Cephalopoda; Octopoda; Octopodidae
Biological process (GO): proteolysis
Molecular function (GO): metalloendopeptidase activity
Source: RefSeq, a predicted model, not a curated record